Messenger RNA from Pimephales promelas (fathead minnow), 2457 nucleotides. It is a transcript of the gene c13h1orf198, whose product is annotated as chromosome 13 C1orf198 homolog. Lineage: Eukaryota; Metazoa; Chordata; Actinopteri; Cypriniformes; Leuciscidae. The record is from RefSeq and is a predicted model, not a curated record.
CGUCGUUAGUCCAGCUGUUGAGGAGGAAAUGGCGGCCGCGGCGAUGGCAGGAGCUGUGGCGGAUCUUCCGCACGUCACGGAGGCCAAAAAGAUAGAGUAUUUCUCCUCCAUCAACUCAAUGGCCCGUAAGAUUAUGGAGGAGAGGGAGAAGAUAAAGGACAAGUUCGGUUCGGAUUGGGAUCAGAUGAGCCCGGUCGAACAGGACACGGCGAUAGACAACGGAAUGAUGGACCCGCGGAUCCGGGCUCGGUACGCCAUGCACCGGGUGGACCGAGACGAGGUGAUCUGCUACCCGAAACUCCUCAUCCAGACCGGGCAGAAGAUCGUACACUUUGGAGAAGAGGAUUUAACUUGGCAAGAUGAGCACUCGGCUCCCUUCUCAUGGGAGACCAAGAGUCAGAUGGACUUCAGUGUGAUCUCCAGCACAACAGAACCGGCCGGUCCCUCCUCCGUGAGCGAAUCCAAACCCAAGACCUCUCAGAGUGGCAAACUGCCCAGCAACGACGAGUCCUCCUUCUGGAAGAUCAGCGCUGAGCGCUCCAGGCUAGAAGGCGAGAAGGCCGAGUUUCAGUCUCUGACGCCCAGCCAGAUCAAGUCUCUGGAGAAAGGGGAGAAGCCUUUACCCUCGUACCUGAGGCCCGAGUCUGGGCCGAGGGAGUCGGAGGAAGCGCCCGCCCCGCGGCCGGUUAAACAGAGAGCCCCCAAACCUCAUGUUCCUCCUCCACCCGUUCCCAUCAGCGUGACUCCUGUGGCGAUCAGCGUGACCCCAACACCUCCGGCCCCCGUGUCCUCGUCGCAGGAAGGGUGGGAAAGGGCCCAGAGCACGCUUCCUUCUGUAAGCAGCACUACGGAUGAUGUGUUCAGUCCUGGUCUGGUCACCAGGUCUUCCUCUCAGUCCAACAGCACAGUCAAAGAUCAAGCCUCGCCCGCAGCCAGUCCUACAUUCGCACAGUUCAACACCAGCAGCAAUAUCCUGAAGACUGGAUUUGAUUUCUUGGAUAACUGGUAAUUCCUGAAGAACCCAUUCUAGAUCACAGUCCCUAAACAAGCACCAUAAACACUACAGGACACUUUCCUUUUAAAUCCAUAUGCUUCAGUUAUAGUGCAUCAAUAUCUCUACAAUUGUAUUCAAAUCUUCAUCUGACCUCAUCUCACCGGUUAGAAGUUACUGAAUGCAUGAGCUAUGAUACAUCGGCUAGGAUUUUAAAUCUUCUAUCCUUGAUUCUUAUGUCGUUUUUCACACUUGGUACAUUUUCCUGAGUCCGAACCCAAUUGAACUUCCCUGUUGGUUGGCUUUCUCAUUGUUAUGUUGUUCUGAACUGUGGUACGUUUGCACAAAUGUUCCCCAUUAACAUUAGAACCACCAAAAGCUGUUAAUAAUUGCAGCCAGGAAACAAAGUUGGAAAUCUUAAAGAGAUAGUUCAACCAAAAAUGAUGAAUUGAUGUCGUUCCAAAUCCGUUCAGAAAGCUCUCGGGAAUUCAUCGAAAAGAUCUUAAUUAGUUUUCAGGUUUGGAAUGACAUGAGGAUGAGUAAUUAAUGACAGAAUUUUUAUUUUUGGGUGAACCUACCAAACUGGCACUAUCAGUACAAGCCAAUAUUGCAUUCACAUCAACCAUGAGCCAUACUGUGGUUUACAAUCCACCAAAACCACUCUUUAGACUCAAGUUUAUUUCAUUUAUGCGUAGUUUCAGAAGAUGCGUUAAUCAUGAUCAGUCAAAUUCAGAUCUACUCUAAAACCACUAGUGUGAAUGCCACAUCACCGUCACUGCCAUAAAUUUGUAUCUAUAUUUAUCUAGACCUUGAUACUAGUGUUAAGAUGCUUCACACAUGGACCUAAACGAGACACCGUAGCGCUAGCAUGGUUUUGAGAUGACUUGCGCCUUGCUUAUUUUGUAGACUUUUUAUAUGCGUGCAGCUUUCAUUGUAUGAUUUCUGUGUCUCUUUCCUGUAGCCCAGUACACCAGAGAUGACUUAAAAACUUUAAAGCAAUAGUUGAAAUCUCCUUUCCUUUGUUAGGCCCGAAACAUACUCCACACAAGUACGCAAACGUAGUCAACAUUUAACAUGCAUUUUUGCAAUACUUUGGAGGUACCAAACUCCAGUACUCAAGGGGGCGAUAGUGUUACCUUCACCCACCAUUAAAACUGAAUGUGCUGUUAUUCAGGUAGCUAGCUUAAAACAUGUCGACAGUUGAAUAACUUGCAUUUGAUCAUUUAAACGCUUGUUUUUUUUUUUCCCGAACUUGUGAAAUCAAGAUGCUAUAAGCGUUUGCGUUCACAUACUUGCCUGUCGUAUGAUUCAGGGCUUAACUAACUAGGUUUUCAAGGGUAGGAAUAAUUUUUGGAGCUUUGUUGCGUGAUGUUUUCUCUUGGAUACGAAAUACGUGGCCUGGAGCCAGUGUUUAUGCAUUCAUAUCUGUAAUGCAAAAUGACUACAAUAAAAGAAUGACUCUCUCA